Molecule: messenger RNA, 555 nt
Organism: Parnassius mnemosyne (clouded apollo)
Lineage: Eukaryota; Metazoa; Arthropoda; Insecta; Lepidoptera; Papilionidae
Source: the annotation of a GenBank genome assembly
AUGGUUAAAGCGUGGUAUAUGGAUAACGACACUACGAAUCAAUGUUUAGAACAUCAUAGGAACCCACCCGAAUUUAUCACUGUGGAAGAUUUAUACAAGAAAACCGGUGUUGAAUAUUUUAAAAUAAAUGUUGAGACCUAUAAAACUGAUGGAAUAUUGGACAAAAUUAAAGAAGAGCGUGGCUACACCUAUGAGGAUGAAAUUGUUUGCUCCAAAGAGUGUUUGCCAAACUUUGAAGAAAAGCUGAAGUCCUUUUUUACAGAACACUUGCAUACAGAUGAAGAAAUCAGGUUUGUCCUAGAAGGUUCUGGCUAUUUCGAUGUUCGAGAUGGCGAUGACCAAUGGAUCCGGAUAGCUGUUUAUGCUGGUGACAUGAUCGUCAUACCCAAAGGCAUCUAUCACCGGUUCACCCUUGAUACAAAUCAUUUCAUCAGAGCGAAACGCUUCUUUGUCGGCGAACCAGUCUGGCUUCCAUACAACCGACCGGCAGACGAUAUGCCCUGCCGCAAGGAGUACGUAGACAAACUGCAGAAAGGCUUCGUCACUGCUGCUUAA